GACGUCACGUCGAGCCUCUCUUUUAGCCCCUUUCCUGCUGCAUCACAACAGUCUUUCGUGGCUCGAAUAACACCGUUUCAGUUUUAGUUUUUGUGUUGUAUGUCUUGCGAAAUAUCAAUUGUUUUAUCAACAGACUGACACAGUCAAGCGUAACACGCUGUAAACAGUGAGUGUCUGGACUGAUUUGUGUAUCAAAGUAACGACGUCCGAAUCGCUGGGAUAUGGCCAGGCCAGAGCAGGUCCUGCUUCUAGAACCUCAACACGAGCUGAAAUUCCGAGGUCCGUUUACAGAUGUGGUGACCACGACCUUAAAGCUUGCUAACCCCACAGACAGAAAUGUGUGUUUUAAAGUGAAGACGACUGCCCCACGCCGCUACUGUGUGCGACCAAACAGCGGAGUGAUCGAUGCCGGAACCUCAAUUAACGUCUCAGUGAUGUUGCAACCAUUUGACUAUGACCCCAACGAGAAGAGCAAACACAAAUUCAUGGUGCAGUCUUUAAUCGCUCCACCUGACAUGACUGACAUGGAGGGAGUGUGGAAGGAGGCCAAACCAGAGGAGCUGAUGGACUCCAAGCUGCGGUGUGUCUUUGAGAUGCCAAUUGAGAACGAGAAAACGCAUGAAAUAGACAGCAAUAAGAUGAUGUCCUCUAGUCUUUUGAAAACUGAGUCAUCCACAUUGUCCAUGAAGUCAAUGGUCUCCAGUCUGGAUGACGGAGAGGUGAAGAGGAUUAUGGAGGAGUGUAAGAGACUUCAGAUGGAGGUGCAACGGCUACGGGAAGAAAACAAACAGAUAAGGCAGGAGGAUGAUGGCUUGCGAAUGAGGAAGAGUCCAGUGAUGGCAGCUCAGCAGUCCUCAUCUUCAUCAGUUACAGUGAAGGAGGAAGGCUUGAGCAUCAGGGUGAUUGCUCUCAUUGUCCUGUUCUUUGUCAUUGGUGUCAUUGUUGGCAAGUUGCUUUUGUAAAGGUUAAGAAGGAGCAACAGCAUGCGUUGUGGAUGAAACUAACAAACAAAACAAAGUAACGGAUGCAGAAUUUGUUUGAAAUUGUUUGGAAUGCCGUAUCAUUUGGGUAAUGUUGGAUUAUUGAAAUCUUUAAAAUUUAAAAGGAAAUUAACAAUUUUAUGUGCAAAGAAACAUUCAAGGGAAAGGAUAAGAACUGACAGUUUCUGCCAUGAAAAAAACACUGACAUUAUUCUGGCCCUCUUUCACUGCUAUUUGAUGUAAUUUGAAGCAGAUGAUUAAAAAGUAACAUUAAGUUGUUCUGAGAAGGUUUCUAACCGUAGAUGUGCAACUGAGUUAAACAGUAAGGUGAAUGUUGAGUUGGUUCUCCCCUCCCACCCACCCCCCACCCCCAUGGAGGCCAGAAGUUGCAAGCUCAUAAUCUGUAAACACUAAAUGCUCUAUGAAAAGUAUUAACAUAUGCAUCCGUCCUUGAACUCACCCCUCUUUUAUGAAGUAAUUUAAGUAUAAGGGAGGACUGUCAGAGAGGAGGUUGGGAGUAAGUGCAGGGCAAAUAUUAGAAAAAUACAAAAAAAAAAAACAAACGCUUCCAAUGUUGAGCUUUGCACAGACCGAAUUUCCUGUUACGAUCGAGGUAGGUGUUACAUGUAAUUUUUCUUUAUCUUCUUCCUUUUGAAAGUUGAUAGAUGCUUGAUCGCAUGUCUCCAACAAGAGCAAAUAACAACUUUACUUUGUUGCGUUUCUAAUUGAAAUUUUGGUUCAUUUCAGCCCUUUGACGCUGCUCAGUUUCAUUUAUGUGACAUGUAAACUUAAAUGUGAUAUGUGUUUUUAUUUGUUUUAGCUAUAUUAUAAUAAUGCAGCUACCCUGCCUAGAGCUUUGCAAGAGCUUAGGUCCAAAUUCACUGAAAGCUAUCCAGUUAAGGACCUCAUGCCUUGUGACACUUCUCAGAAAACACAUCAUCAGGCAUCUUCCAACAUUAUGUGCAAUACUGGACAAAUCAAAUUGCAGUUUUGUGCUACAGCAUUCAAAACCGCUCAACUUCCUGAUGACCUGUCCCAUGUACCACUCAUGUGUUUUCAAGCCAUGCCAUCUUGGUUCUGUUUUCCAGACAAAUGCAUGGCUCAGAUUUGCCUUGUGAGUCGUUUGUAUUGUAUGUUAUACACUGGUUUAUCCUGCUGCAUUAGGCUUUAAAGACUCUCCUAACUAUCCUCUACCGUUUUACCCAAACUCUUUUUUCUUUUCAUGCCCUCUGUUUUGUUUUGAUGAUUUUGAAUUAAGUUAUGAAUAAAGCUUUUAUUGCAUAGCACUGUUUCCAUGAAAGAAAUGCACUGCAUCUGAAGAAUGUUUUCUCAGUAUCUUCCCACAAAUAAGAUUUGUUCUUUCACUUUUGCACAGUAUUUGAGACAAGAACGAUGAUAUCUAAAAGGAACAUCUGCAAGGGACCACUUUGUGACCUGUUUUUUUUUUUUUUCUCCCUCCCUCAUGGCUUUUUGUCUGUGGGAAGGUGUCCCUUUCAUCUUUUUCAUCUUUACCCCCCAAAAUGCUACACUUUGUCUGUGUCAUCUCAUUUAUUCAGUUAAUUGGGUACUAAGAACAGAGGAGCUGAAAACAAACUUUGUUUUGAGAGGUGUUCAGGGAGUAGUAGUAGUAGUAGUAGUAGUAGUAGUAGUAGUAGUAGUAGUAGUAAUCAAUUUAUGACUUUACUGUCAUCAAUUUAUGCAGUUUACUGUAGAGCUAUGGAAUAGGAGGGCUUUGGAGGCUGAUAAGCCAGUGAAGUGGCUCAUGAAAAUUCAAAGGAAAAAGUGUCCUACUGCCCCAAAUCUUCACCAUAAUAUAAACCAGAAGGUGACAGUUUUGUAUGUAUAUAAAUAAAUAGUUAAGUCUAUCUAAGAUGAAAAUAAAGAUUGAUAUUCUUAGUCAAGUAGUCUAUAAUGGUGUAAAAAGAAACUCCCAACUUUGUUGGACUAUGUAGCAUCUUAAUAAAUUCAAUCAAUAAAGCCCCAGACCUAA
This is a messenger RNA of Pygocentrus nattereri (red-bellied piranha), 2970 nucleotides long. It is a transcript of the gene vapb, whose product is annotated as VAMP (vesicle-associated membrane protein)-associated protein B and C. Bases 222 to 962 code for a protein of 246 amino acids. The transcript is spliced from 6 exons. Lineage: Eukaryota; Metazoa; Chordata; Actinopteri; Characiformes; Serrasalmidae. Gene Ontology annotation, molecular function: FFAT motif binding. The record is from RefSeq and is a predicted model, not a curated record. Gene Ontology annotation, biological process: endoplasmic reticulum membrane organization. Gene Ontology annotation, cellular component: plasma membrane; endoplasmic reticulum membrane.